CCUUUAGCAACUUUCCCUGAAAAUUAGUUGGCAACACUGCCUGAAAAUAAUGAUUCAGUGCUGCAGACAGAGACUGAAGAGACAACAGUGUCAUUGUUCAGUUCAGUUCAGUUCAUCUCUGCUGGAAUGAGUUGAAUUCAUCAUUAAAACAGCUCUGUUUCAGCAGAUCUCGUCCAACAGCGUCAAACCGCCUCCAGGUGUGUCGCGCACGCGUCACGUGAUCUCGGGAACGCGCUCCGCAGGUAGAACAGGUAACACAUCUUUCUGCUUCAGGAAACACUUCAGAUCAAAAACAACAGCGAUGAGAAGACAUUAAACAUCACACUUCAUGAGGAACAGAUGUCAUGAUUGCAGACACAAAACACACAUUGAUCGCCUGAAACACUCAGACUGUGCUUGAAGUGCAGAGGCCUCACAUCUGUCUGUCAUUAUGGAGAUCAGAGAGAGAUCUUCAUCUCCAGAACCCAUCAGAGAGACUCUGAAGAGAGACAGAUCCAUGAAUCCUCCUGAAUCCAGUGAUGAUCCAGUGACCUCUGACCCCAGUGAGUCUGAAGAUGAUCAGACUGGAGGCCUGGAUUCUCUUCAACCAGUGAAUGAUGAACUACAGAGAGUCAAAGACCAGCUCAAAACCAUCAUGAAGUACAAGUAUGAGAGAUUUUUUGAGGGACUGAACCUCCAGGAGAAUGAAAGCCUCCUGAACAGGAUCUACACACAGCUCUACAUCAUAGAGGGAGAGAGUGAAGGAGUGAAUGAAGAACAUGAGGUUUUACAGAUGGAGAAAACAGCCAGAACACAACACUCACAAGACACUCCAAUCUACUGCAAUGACAUCUUUAAAGCCUCAGCUGAACCAGGAUGUGAGGAGAAAGACCAGAUCAAGACUGUUCUUACUAAAGGCAUCGCUGGAAUUGGAAAAACCAUCUCUGUGCAGAAGUUCAUUCUGGACUGGGCCGAGGGAAAAGCCAAUCAGGAUGUAGAUUUCAUGUUUGUGCUUCCAUUUCGAGAGCUGAACUUGAUCCGAGAUCAUCAGUACAGUCUUCACAGACUUCUGUUGGACUUUCAUCCUGAACUUCAAGAUCUGGACUCAAAGAUUUAUGAGGAGUGUAAAGUUGUGUUCGUCUUUGAUGGUCUGGAUGAAAGCAGAAUCACACUGAGGUUUUCAGACGCUCAGAAAGUUUGUGAUGUGACUGAGACUUCAUCAGUGGGUGUGUUGAUGUCAAAGCUCAUGAAAGGAGAGCUGCUUCCCUCUGCUCUCAUCUGGAUCACCUCCAGACCAGCCGCAGCCAAUCAGAUCCCCUCCAAAUACAUCAACCGCCUGACAGAAAUUCAGGGAUUCACUGAGCCUCAGAAGGAGGAAUAUUUCAGGAAGAGAAUCAGUGACCAGCAUCAAGCCAGCAGAAUCAUCUCACACAUCAGAAGAGCAAGAAGCCUCCACAUCAUGUGCCACAUCCCCGUCUUCUGCUGGAUCUCAUCCACUGUGCUUCAGAAGCUCCUGGAAGAAGAUCUGAGUGCAGAAAUCCCUCAAACUCUGACUGAAAUGUACAUCCACUUCCUGCUGAUUCAGAUCAACAUGAGGAACCAGAAGUAUGAAGAGAGAGAUCCAGAGAAACUCCUGCAGUCCAACAGAGAAGUGAUUGUGAAACUUGCUGAAGUGGCUUUCAAACAGCUGCUGAAGGGCAAUGUGAUGUUCUAUGAGGAGGACCUGAUUGAGAGCGGCAUAGACGUCACUGACGCCUCAGUGUAUUCUGGGAUUUGCACUGAGAUCUUUAAGCAGGAAUCUGUGAUUCAUCAGAGGAAAGUCUACAACUUCAUUCAUCUGAGCCUUCAGGAGUUUCUCGCUGCUUUCUAUCUGCUUUACUGCUAUUUAAUGAAGAACAAGGAGCCACUGUAUGAAUUCAGAUCUUACAGAUUUGAUGAAGACUCUCUGUAUGAUCUACUAACAUCAGCAGUAGAUAAAGCUCUUGAGAGUAAGAAUGGACGUCUGGAUCUGUUCCUGCGGUUCCUGCUAGGCGUCUCACUGGAGUCCAAUCAGAGACUCUUACAGGAUCUACUGACACACACAGAGAACAGCUCAGAGAACAUCAGAGAAACCACACAGUACAUUAAAGAGAAGAUCAAAGAUACAUAUGAUAUUUAUCGUCUCUCAGCUGGUGAAUCCAUCAAUCUGUUCCUCUGUCUGCUGGAAGUGAAAGAUCAGACUCUGUCCAGAGAGAUUCAGGAGUUUGUGAAAUCAGACAAACACUCAGAGAAACUCUCUCCUGCUCACUGCUCAACAAUCUCCUACAUGCUUCAGAUGUCAGAGGAGCCGCUGGAUGAGCUGAACACCAUGAAAUACAACACAUCAGAUGAGGGGAGAAGAAGACUGAUACCAGCUGUGAUCAACUGCAGAAAAGCUCUAUUUUCUGGCUGUGAUCUCUCAGAUCAGCAUUGUGAAAUUGUGUCUUCAGCUCUUCAAUCCUCAAACUGUGUCCUGAGAGAGCUGGAUCUGAGUAACAAUCACCUGCAGGACUCUGGUGUAAAGUUUAUUUCUGAUGGACUGAAGAAUCCAAACUGUCAGCUGCAGAUACUGAGUCUUGCUGGCUGUAAUCUCACUACUCAAUGUUGUGAGAGUUUGUCAUCAGCUCUACAAUCCUCAAACUCUGUCCUGAGAGAGCUGGAUCUGAGUAACAAUGACCUGCAGGACUCUGGUGUAAAGAUUAUUUCUGAUGGACUGAAGAGUCCAAACCGUCAGCUGCAGAUACUGAGGCUUGCUGGCUGUAAUCUUACUGCUCAGUGUUGUGAGAGUUUGUCAUCAGCUCUUCGAUCCUCAAACUGUGUCCUGAGAGAGCUGGAUCUGAGUAACAAUGACCUGCAGGACUCUGGUGUAAAGUUUAUUUCUGAUGGACUGAAGAAUCCAAACUGUCAGCUGCAGAUAUUGAGGUUGUCUGGCUGUAUGGUGUCAAAGGAAGGCUGUGGUUAUUUGUCUUCAGCUCUGAGUUCAAACCCCUCACACCUGAGAGAGCUGGAUCUGAGCUACAAUCACCCAGGAGAUUCAGGAGUCAAGCUGCUCAAACACAAACUGAAGGACUAUAAACUGCAGAUACUCAAUGUGGAUCAUGGAGGAGAGAUCAUGAUGAUAGCAGGACUGCGAAAGUAUGCCUGUGAUCUCACACUGGAUCCAAACACAGCACACACUCGACUCAUUCUGUCUGAUGAGAACAAGAGCAUCACAUGCCUGAGAGAUCAUCAGCCGUAUCCUGAUCAUCCAGAGAGAUUUGAUUAUGCUCUUCAGGUUCUGUGUGUUGAGAGUCUGACUGGACGCUGCUACUGGGAGACUGAAUGGAGCGGAGAUGAGGCUGAUAUAUCAGUGUCAUAUAAAGGAAUCAACAGGAAAGGAGGGAGUAAUGUCUGUGUGUUUGGAUUCAGUAACAAAUCCUGGAGUCUGUGGUGCUUUAAUAACAGAUUCACUGUCCAUCACAAUAAUAACAUCACUGAUAUACCUGCUGACCGUUCAUCCUCUAAUCGAGUAGGAGUGUAUGUGGACGUGUCGACCGGCUCUCUGUCCUUCUACAGCGUCUCUGACACACACACACUCACACACUUACACACAUUCAUCACCACAUUCACUGAACCCCUCUGUGCUGGAUUUGGGGUUUAUUCUGGUUUCUCAGUGUCUCUGUGUGAUAUUAAACAGCCUCCUGUGAGAAUCAUCAGUGAUCCACACGUCAGCAGGUGCUGUAACCUCAGAUCUUCUGGGCUCAGUAUUGAGCCUCUGCUGAAGUGUCAGGCUUGUGUUCAUAUAGCAGAUCCAGAUCAGUGGGUUCAGAUCGAGCCGUCGCUCCGUACAGAUGAAGGAGUGUCAAAGUUCAGGGUCAGCACUCGACCGGGCCGUUACGAGUGUGUCAGGACCAGGAUGAGAUGGGUCUGUGAUUGUAACGUGACUCUUCAGUAUCAAACUGUAGACGGUCGGUUCCUCAACGCAGAGCUGGAGAGACUGCAGAACAACCGAAUCGCUCCAGUGAUGGAUGUGACGGUGAUCUCAGGGAAACUGGAGGAAGCUCAUCUGCCACAUUACAUCUGUUUAGGAGAGUCUGAAGCUUCCCUCAGAGAUGCUGUGAAAGUCCUCAGCGUAGAAGAUGAGGGAAUAACUGUAGAACCUGUUCAGCUGACACGAUUCCAUGCCAAGAUACUCCAACCAUCCUUCUCUAUUAAAACAUUAAUAAUAAGCUGGAUAAUGGGAUGGAACGAACACUGCGAUAUUCUUCUCUUCAUGCGCCCUAAAGCUCCUCUCAUUCUACAUGUCUACCUUUUUCCAUUUGAUGAUGGUGCGAAAGAAAAAGUUAAGAAGGAGGAAGAGUCAAAUGUUUUGAUCCCACAUCCCAGACCUGACAGACCAUUUCGGAUGAAAACGCCACACGUUCUUGAUGUUCCUGGUGCUUCUGUCCAUCCCAAAGAAGGAUCACACUCAGAAGAGAAACUGACCCAAACUUCUUCAAGAUCAUCACACGUCUGGAGAACGAUCUUCUAAUGACUCUUAGAGAGGAGGACAGGGAGGAGGUUUGGACUGCAACACUUGUGAAAGAAGAGCUUGUUCAGAUUCAUCCACAGAGAGACGAGUCGCGUCUGAAGAGUGAGGCAGAUAAAGCAAGAUAUUUUGAUGAACACUGGUCAGAUCUCAUUCAGAAAGUUACAAAUGUUAAGAUCAUUGCCGAUAAACUUCUUCAGCAGCAACUCAUUCAUCAGGAACAAUAUUCAGAAAUCAAAGAGAGUUUAACCAGUCAGGACGGCAUGAGAAAGAUCUGUGACAUUGUACGUAAACAAAGUGAUGCUGUGAAAGCUGAACUCAUUUCAAUUCUUCAGGAAGAGAAGCUUUUCCACUUUUAAACAUUGGUCUGAUUCUACAUUUAGAGCUCAAAGAGCAUCUUUUUAAACUUCUUCAAAACCUCAGAAUGAAUGCUCAUCCUCUACAUGAUACAAGAAAAAGACUGCUUUAUCAAAAUAUGCUUGGUCUGCAAUGACAAAAAGUCUUUUAAAAUAUUAAAUGAUAGAAACAUUACAAAUAAAUAUUUUUUUGUAUGUUUAAGCAAGUCUUCAUGGCAGAUAAAUCAGUUCACUGUUAAAGCAAAUCUAUAGCAAUAAUGUUAUUUAUAUUUGUCUAAUUGUGUGUUUCAUGCUUGUUCAUGCUUUUAUACAUCAGCAGUUCAUCAACAUUUUGGAUUUUUAGUUUCAGUUUUAGUUUAGUUGUUUUACAACAUCAAGUUAAACUAAAUAAUGGAAUGAAAAUGAGAAAUGUUGCCUUGGGAACUGGCUGAAUUUAAUUUUUUAUAUUUUUUUAUGUUUUACUUUUUAUUUUAUAUAUAUAUAUAUUAUUUGAAGUAACAAAAUGUUUAAUGAUUUCAAUUUUAGGCUUAGUUAACUAUAACAACAAUAAUUAAUGUUGUAUUCUGUUCAGUCUAAUAAAUGUUCUUUUUUAACUUCACUUUUUAACCAAGAAUUUAACCAUUUUUGUAUAUUUCACUGAUGUUUCUCACAUUAUGUCCUGCCUGCAUUGCUUCUGUCACUUUCACACAGCCUGGAGAACUGCACAGGACCUUCUGGGACAGUCCUCAAAUUCAUUCUUAGAAGGAAUCAUUUAUGAUUUAAAAAAAAAAAAAGAAAUUAUGAAAAAAAUUAAUAAAUUAAUCAU
Molecule: messenger RNA, 5665 nt
Organism: Onychostoma macrolepis
Lineage: Eukaryota; Metazoa; Chordata; Actinopteri; Cypriniformes; Cyprinidae
Product: NACHT, LRR and PYD domains-containing protein 3-like
Exons: 11
Coding region: 431-4507 (1358 amino acids)
Molecular function (GO): protein binding
Source: RefSeq, a predicted model, not a curated record